AGAAGAGAUAAGUAAAAAGGUAUUUGCAAUUAUUAAAGGAAAUAGUCGUGAUGAUGGUAUCAGUACAGGAACCGCUUUCUCGAAAGCGCCAGCUUGUAGAGGCCUCCUCAGGCGACACUAAGAGAAUUCGCAAUGAACUAAAUGCAGAUGAAUCGAACGAUUCUUUCUCUGAGAAGAUGUAUCUGGCUUACGUGAAGUCUGCUUUGGAUUCUUUAGAUAUGAAUGAAACGUUACAAAUAGACACCCUUGCAUCGAAAAUAAGACUUCCUAGAACUCACAGGGAAGCCAUUUCUAUCCCUAACUUCAAUAUCACUCUCAAAAUGUUAAUUUCCAAUAUUUCAAAACUUGACAAUAAAGCGUGUAAUAGUCUUAUUAUGUCUGUUUUGGAGUAUAAGUGGUUAAAAGUAAGUGCCAAUGAGCAAGCCGACGAGUCUAUGAGCGAGGACCAUGUUGUGGUUUCUAAGGAACAUGAGGCUAUAUUUAUAGACUUGUAUUCACAUUUCUUGUCGAUUUUAGUGUCAUCCCUACCAAAGUAUUUACAUGAUGUCACCACAAAAUUGAUAACAGAAUUUGUUGUGGUCGAUGCCCAAAACUUGGUGGGUGGGAACCAAAGACAUCACAACAUUCUCAAUAGAAUCAUCAAGUUUAUCCCUACUUCUGUAAACUCACUCCCAGGGGCUUUGCAGAAAAACUUUCCUCAUCACUUAGCAUCAAGUACUAGUGCACUUACAAACUAUGUAAGCAAUCUUUUACAAAUCCUCACAUACUGUCCAGAACUUCAAUAUGAUAUUUGGCAAAUGGUUAUUGAAUGUUGCAUCAAAUUGGAUGUUGAAUUGCAAAAUGAAUUGGAUGAUUUGGACGAUGAAGAAAUUGAAGAAUUAAUCAAUGGUAAUGAUGAUGAAGAUGACGAAGUACUUAUAAACCAACUUUCUGGUGACGAAGACGAAGGAGAAGAAGAUGAAGACAAGGAUGGUGACGAUGGCUCAGACUCUGAAGAUGAAGGUCCAGAGGGAGAAGUGGAGUAUCUCAUGGAAAAUUUGCAUUCUACAUCUAGCAUUAAAAAAAUUCUGAUUAAACUAGACUCCAUCAUUACUUUACUACUUCGUACAACCGAGUCAUCAUUUACAGUCGAGGAAUUGAAUGAUGGAAAUGGUGUAUACUUAUUUAACACACUUACAUCAUUAUUCAAAACUCAUAUAUUACCUACGCAUUUUACAAAGCUGAUUCAGUUCACACUUUUUCAUAUAUCACAGUACCAACCCGAAUUGGCUGAUUCAUUUUUGGUAUUACUCAUAGACGUUGCAUUCAACACCAGUGAAAUUCUUGAAAAAAGACUCAAGGCAAUGCAAUAUCUCUCAUCAUAUAUCGCUAGAGCGAAAAAUCUUUCAAGACAUCAAAUUGUGUUUGUUGUGAGCUACUUAAUCGGAUGGUUAAAUAAAUACGUUAUUGAACGAGAAUGUGAAGUAUUUGAUAGAGAAAGUGAUAACAAGGGUCGCGCAUCCGCAUCUAAUCCAACUAAGGGUUCUAACGGUGGUAUGGAAAGAUUCAAAUUAUUUUAUGCUGCUUUCCAAGCAUUAUUGUACAUUUUCUGUUUUAGAUAUAAAAUGUUGUACAAGAUCCCAGACUCCUCAUCCACACAAUCAGAUUCUGAAUGGGAAUGUGAAUUGGAUAAGUUUUUCCAAAGAGCAAUGAUUGCUAAGUUCAAUCCGCUUAAAUUUUGUGACGAAACUGUCGUUUAUAUUUUUGCAAAGAUUGCAACCAAGUUAAACGUAUGUUAUUGUUACUCUAUCAUUGAGCACAAUAAGAGGGAAAGAAUGUUACAAACAAAUGGUUCAUCUUCAUUACCUUCUGCAGUAAGUAACUUCAAACAAAAGCAAGAGUUUUUGGACUUGGAAGCAUACUUUCCCUUCGAUCCAAUAGUAUUACCUACAAGUAAGAAAAUCAUAAGUCAAAACUAUGUCGAAUGGGCAGAUGUGAACCCUAGUAACGAAGAUGAUGACGAGGGUGAAGAUAGCGGUAGUCACCAAGAUAUGGAUAGUGAUGAUGAGGAAAUUACAAGUGAUGAAGAUCUUUAGAUCGAUAUAUAG
[Candida] anglica is the source of this 2087-nucleotide messenger RNA. Lineage: Eukaryota; Fungi; Ascomycota; Pichiomycetes; Serinales; Debaryomycetaceae. The record is from the annotation of a GenBank genome assembly.